CCCUCCCCACCAUCUCUAGACAGCCCACUACCAUGUCCGGAAUCAACGACCUGCCGGCAACAUACGAUGACCUGCCUGACAAACGGCGAUACUGGCCCGCUCCGGCCGGGUCGCCGGAGGAGGGACUCGGCAUGUUGCGCAUUCUCACGCCCGAGAUCGUAGCCAAAGCAGCGCAGACCCAGAUCCUGACGGGGGAACGGGUGUGCUUGAACUGGGAUCUUCAGAACCUGAACCCACCAGGUUUCGGCCGCAAACCCUUUGAGCACCGCAUUAAAUGGGUUAUGCCGGGCGUCGCUUUCGACGAUGAAUACCACUUUAAUCCCCAGCAGUCAUCCCAGUGGGAUGGGUUGCGCCACCAUAAUGCACCCGCGCCGACGGACCAGGACCCGAGCCGGCGGGUGUUCUACGGCGGGACUACGGCAGAGGAGAUCCAGGACCCCAACUCGUCGCGCAUCGGCAUCGGACACUGGGCCAAGAAGGGCAUUGCCGGUCGAGGCGUGCUGAUUGAUUACCUCUCGUGGGCCGAAAAGAAAGGCAUCUCCGUCAAUGCGCUCAGCCAGCAUGCGGUGUCGCUGGACGACGUCCUGGAGAUCGCGCGCGAGUGCAAGAUCGAGUUUCAGCGCGGCGACAUCUUCUUCCUCCGAGUCGGCCUCCCCAAGACCUGGAACUCGAUGGACGACGGCCAGAAGCUCGCAUACAGCCAGCAGUCGAUGCCCAAGCAUGCCGGGAUCGAGCAGAGUGAACAGGUGCUGCGCUUCAUGUGGGACAAUCACUUCGCGGCGGUGGCCUCGGAUGCGGUGAGCUUCGAGGUAUUCCCGCCAUUGAACCCGGAGUUUGACCUGCAUCACCACCUGCUGACGGGCUGGGGUCUUGCGAUCGGAGAGAUGUUCGAUCUCGACGGGUUGGCGGAAACGUGCAAGCAAUUGGGGCGGUGGACGUUUUUCGUGUCGAGCAGCCCAUUGAAUCAUGCGCAGGGGUCAUUGAGCCCGCAGGAGCUCCUAUCAAAUUUGCCGCCUAUCCUGUCCUGGAAGACGCUGGCCCUGGUGCUCGCCAUCAUCAAUUUGAAGAACCUUCCUUUUGUAUGGCAUAUCCGUAUCUUGCACCACCUAGUCUCCAACAUCCGCUGGAAGGCCGGCUACCCCCAUUUCCCCAAAGGCAACCCCAUCGCCAGCCACAGCGGCAAGCCCACGCACCCGGCCUUCGCGACCUACGGCAUCAGCUCGCGCGCCCCCAUCCUCGAGACCGACUACAACUUCCACAAGUCCAACAGCACCUACUUCUCCGACCUCGACAUCGCGCGGACCGCGCUCGCCACCCGCCUCUACACCCCGGGCUCCACCAUCGUCAGCAAGGAGCUCGACGAGGAGCUCCUCGCCGCCAGUCGCAUCGAGGGUAAGCCCGCGCCCACCCGCAAGGCUAUCUACAUCGCCCUCGGCUCCGUGUACUGCAGCUUUAAGCGCGAAAUUAAGCCCUUCGAGCGCUACGACAUCGAGUCCAAGCUCGUCGCCUGGGACCAGAAGUGGAUGUAUAUCCUCACGUUCUUCCUGCGUCCGGCCCCGCGGAAGGGUGGCAAGCGUACGCUCUUUGCGUCUGCGCUGAGUAAAUAUGUCAUUAAGAAGGGUCGGCUGACGGUUCCCCCUGAGCGGGUGAUGCGCGCUAGUGGCUUCCUGCCGCCACGUCCGGAGGGCACCGAGUUGUCUGCUGUGUCGGAGACGCCGGGGACGUCGGGGGUAGGGACGCCGGCGGGCGACGGUCUUGCGGCCUCGGCGUCGGGUGUGGACGGGUCGUUGGUGCGCGAGGUGCUGAAUUUGGAGGACGGGGCGCCGACGGCGCGCGAGACGCUGCAGGCGGAACGCAAGGCGAAUGUCGAGUCGUGGGAUGCGGACGAGUGGCCGUGGGAGCGCAUCGAGCAGGAGAGAUUGCGCGGACUGAAGCUGGUCGAGGGGUUUGCCAACACGGAUGCCCUGCUUCAUGAGGAGUAUGAACGAUAGAAUGAUUUCCUUGGGGAGAGAGUUUCUUUUUCAUGUAUAUAAUGAGAUUACUUUUGAUUUUUACCAUCUUUUUAUUUUC
Messenger RNA from Aspergillus steynii IBT 23096, 2070 nucleotides. RefSeq lists its product as uncharacterized. Gene Ontology annotation, molecular function: arylformamidase activity. The transcript has 4 exons. Lineage: Eukaryota; Fungi; Ascomycota; Eurotiomycetes; Eurotiales; Aspergillaceae. The record is from RefSeq and is a predicted model, not a curated record. The coding region runs from base 33 to 1991 and encodes 652 amino acids.